Molecule: messenger RNA, 3688 nt
Organism: Tuber aestivum (summer truffle)
Lineage: Eukaryota; Fungi; Ascomycota; Pezizomycetes; Pezizales; Tuberaceae
Source: the annotation of a GenBank genome assembly
AUGCAGACUAUCGCCCGUCGAGCGGUAUCGUCCCUAGUUGCCUUAUCCGGACGAGCACUACUGCAUAAUCGUCUUCGACCAAGCUCUUCCGUUCCUACGAUAAGACCCUUCCACCUCUCCCGGAAUGCGUUCAAUAGCUCAAAGACUCCCCCGAUUUCCGCCAGAGAAUCGCGGACCGGGGAAAUACAGGCGAGCGCCCCAGCUUCCCAAGACCCAACACAGAGAACAAGCGAGAGCAUUCAAGUCACACCGGAAGGGGAGUCUGUCUACGCUACGGAGCCGGUGGUGGAGAGGGUUGUCGCAACCGAUACGGGAGGGGAUGGGGGCAAUGGAGAUUCUAACGGCCGGCCUCGAGCACGAGGGAGGCCAGCAGGUACGAAGCGACGAAUAGCGAUGAAACCAAGGGAUGACGCGGUUUUACCGUUGAAAGUUCCUGGAUGGUUUGUGGAUCAGCGGGUGAGAUUGCUGGAGGAUGAGGCUGCCCUCGGUCCCAAAGCUUUCAUCACUUCCAGCCCAUCGGAACACGUUCCUUCGGCGCUACCGGGAGCAUCGCUAGAUUGUCCACUACCGGAUACUCCUCCUGAACAUCUAAACAAACAGAUACCGACACGGUACCUGCUGGAGGAGAAUGUAUGGAGGGAAAUUGUAGCGACUCUGCGAGCCGGAUUAGCGUCACCAAAGCGUUUGUCAUCUCACAGCCUCGCUACGAUGAAAUCGCAUUGCAUACUUCACAGUCCUGUUGGCGGGAGUGUCUACCAAUUGGAUGCGAUAGUCAACAAAGUGGCUCAGGACGUGGGGGCUGAUGUGAUCAGGAUUGACCCACUAGAUCUUGAGGAAUUGCUUGGGGAAUCCGUUGGGGACUCACGGUUGGGUUGGUAUAUUCUCCCUUUUGAUUUUUCAGGAAAGUCUAAGAGCUUUCUAGGGACCUCUUCUCCGAUUUCAUCGUUUUCCAUCCGCUCUUUGGGGUACGACAUUUUUGCCCCAAAAGAGAAUAAAGAGGCCGAAGAGUCGGAGGGGGAGGAGGAGGAGGAGGAAUAUGAGGAGGAAGCUGAACCGCAAGAAACAUUCGUUCCUCCUCAGCGGGUAUCAGCGAACUGGUCCCAAUGGGGUCAGUUAUUAGGAUCCGGACAAAUUCCAAUGCUCGCAUCUCCUCUUUUCGCUGUUACGGCUCCCCCGGAUCCGGAACAAGCUUCCGAGCGAUCCAUUGAGAGGGCGAAUGAGCAAAAAAUAUGGAGCAUUCUUGAAUCCGUGAUUUCUGCAAACCAGAUCAAGCGAACGAAAGGCCAACCAACUAGUGAUACCGAGCCCCCAGAGGCGCCACCUGAUCGGAAAACCAUCAUCCAUGUACGGGACUUUCGCGAGCUCGAGCGAAGCAGCUCUGGCCAGGCGAUACUCCGAAUAUUCUAUGAGGUGAUACUGAAACGACGAAGCAAUGGGGAAAACAUAGUAGUCAUCGGCACGUCGUCAGCGGAGGAGGGGGUUGAAAACUACCUCACAAGGUCGGGUCUGUUAACAGCGCAACUACAAUCCGGUAGCUCCUUCGAGAGAACUAUUAUCGUGCCCGCCCAUCCCCUAAAUCCAGACUAUCGCGACGACAGGACAGCCCGUUGCCGGGAAAUUAACUUGCGACAUCUAGGUGAUUUACUGCGCAGGAAGAGCGGGGAAAACGGACAGUCGGUAACAAUGGAGCCUGUGUUGGUCGGCUUGGAGGCAGAGAAGGAGCUUGGCAGCGCUGUUCCAAGUGCUGGGCCCAACAUAUGGAAUUUUGAGCACGUCCAUCGGCUUUGCACGUUCAUACUUGGUGAAUUGAACGGGAGGACAUUGGUUUCCCAGCACGAUAUUGAGCAGGCUAUCGAGAUUCUGGACCGCAGCGAUACUGCAAAGAUUGAAUGGGCCGUGGCUGCUGACCGGGCGGAACAGGAGUUGGCGGAGAUGAUGAACCAGAUUGAACAGGACGAAGCGGAGAGGGCUGCAGUGCUAGAAGGAAAGCCGUUGAGGAAGAAGCCCAAGAUACCUAAGAAUUGCACUCCGCACGAGAAGAAGUUACUGGGGGGUGUUAUCGACCCGACCGAGAUUCACACGGGAUUCUCAUCCGUCCGAGCUCCGGAAGAAACUGUCGAGGCACUAAAGACGUUAACUUCGCUGUCCUUGAUAAGACCCGAGGCCUUCAAAUAUGGUGUACUGGCUACCGACCGGAUACCAGGUGUGCUGUUAUAUGGGCCACCCGGCACUGGAAAGACUUUACUCGCAAGGGCUGUAGCAAAGGAGAGCGGAGCCACAGUACGUUCCCCCAUCUCUCCCAGAUUGCCAUGAAAUUACUACUGAUAUCAGACUCUUGAACAAUACAGGUACUAGAAGUCUCCGGCUCUGAAGUUUUCGACAUGUACGUCGGCGAGGGCGAGAAAAAUGUCAAAGCCAUCUUCUCCCUAGCAAAGAAGCUCUCGCCCUGCGUCGUAUUCAUCGACGAAGCCGACGCAAUCUUCGGCAGCCGCCACAGCCACUCAACCCGCACUACGCACCGAGAAAUCAUAAACCAGUUUUUGAAAGAAUGGGCGGAUAUGCAAUCCACCGCCUUCAUAAUGGUCGCCACGAACCGUCCGUUCGACCUCGACGAUGCAGUCCUCCGCCGUCUCCCGCGGAGGCUGUUGGUAGACUUACCCACCGUAGACGACCGCCGGGAGAUUCUCAAGAUACACCUAGCAGCCGAAACACUCGCGCCAUCGGUAUCGCUCCAAUCACUCGCUGAGCAAACAACCCUCUUCUCCGGCUCGGAUCUGAAGAACCUCUGCGUCUCCGCCGCGCUGGCCUGCGUUCGCGAGGAGAACGCAGCAGCUACAGAAGCAAGAGCUGGGGAAGGGUCGUUUACCUUCCCCGAGAAGCGCACUCUGGAAGAGAGGCAUUUUCAAAAGGCGUUGCAAGAGAUCACAGCGAGUAUCAGCGACGACAUGUCCUCGCUCACGGCGAUCCGCAAGUUCGAUGAGAAGUAUGGUGAGAACUCGGGCAAGAGGAAGAAGAGGCCGCAUUGGGGAUUCGGAAUCGGAGAUCCAGCAGAGUCGAAGGGGACCGGAAGGGUUAGAGCGGAUUGAAUUGGAUUGAAUCCGCGUCGGAUUGGAGCGGUAGAAGUUGGUUUAGAAUAAAUCCCCCCCCUUCAUCCCUUUCAUCACUCUUGGUCUUGGGUUCUCCUUUCUUUCUCUUUCUUUCUCUCUUUCUUUUCUUCAUUUUUUUCACUUUUCUUCUGCGUAUAGGGGAUAUGACAUUUAUUUGUGGAUAUCACGUGUAGUAUUUUUAUUGUUGCUAUUAUUCUCUGUUCGCUUUCUCCUGUUUUCAUGAAAAAAGUUGCUCGUGGGUUAAACUUUAUACAGGACAGGGUCGGUCGGUGGCAUUUUGUUAAAACAGUUUCCUUGAGGGUUGGCUUUUCUUUUUUGUUUUCCGCGUGUGGGGACUCGGAUGGCUAUCGAGUUAUAUCACGAUAGAAUAAGCUCCAUCAGAGGGUUGGGAGCGAUCAUGAUGCACCCGUACGGUAUGCACGCAUGUAUGAUAUGAUAUGUAUGUAUGUACGAGUACUGUAUGUUGUUCUAAUUUCAAUUCUACCAUGAGUACAAGUACAGUACUGUAGUAGGCGAAAGGUACGAUAGUCUACCAAUCGGCUGUCGGAAGUAGACUAUGAUAUGGCAUCUGGAGAGAAAGC